Penicillium atrosanguineum is the source of this 744-nucleotide messenger RNA. RefSeq names its product signal peptidase complex subunit SPC3. The record is from RefSeq and is a predicted model, not a curated record. Gene Ontology annotation, cellular component: signal peptidase complex; membrane. The transcript has 2 exons. Gene Ontology annotation, biological process: protein targeting to ER. NCBI's taxonomy places the organism in Eukaryota, Fungi, Ascomycota, Eurotiomycetes, Eurotiales, Aspergillaceae. Bases 1 to 744 code for a protein of 247 amino acids.
AUGCACUCCUCCCUCAACCGCUUACAAGCCGUGUUCGGCUUCUUCACCACCGUUGCGCUAGUAGUCGCCUGCCUCGCCGCGGUCUCAGUGGUUGUAUUCCCCAGCGAUGCCACGGCGUCCGUUUCGCUGAAGAACGUCCAAGUAACAAAGGGCCGGCCACACUACUACUCGACGAAACGCGAGGAAUACGCCCAACUCCGCUUCGAUCUCGACGCAGACCUAACCCCCCUCUUCAACUGGAAUACCAAGCAACUCUUCGUCUACGUCUACGCUACCUACUCCUCCUCCGAUAAGACGAAUACCCUUGUCCGUCCCUCUGAGGCUAUCAUCUGGGAUUCCAUCAUCGACGCCUCGCCCUCCCCUUACUCGUGGGACGUGUUGAAAGAAAAGGCCCUCUCGGUGCUUCCCGCCUCAGUUACCGGAAAGUCAAAGCGCACGACUAAGAAGGCGAAGCCGAGCAAGAAGAAUGUGAAGAAGAAGGAGGAGGAGGCUCAGCCGGGUGUGAUGAGGCUGAGGGGGCAGAAGGCGAAGUAUCAGAUUAAUGAUAUUACGGGAAGACUUGCGGAGAGGGGGAAUGUUACGCUUUCCGUGGGGUGGAACGUGCAGCCUUGGGUUGGUGCUCUGUGGUGGGCGCCUGCUACUGGGGCGGUGCCGAGGACGGAGGGGACUAUUGUUUCCAGUGAGGCGUUUGAUUUCCCGGCGCUGAAGGGGAAGAAGGUGGAGGGGCAGCAGGAGAGUGUUUAG